AUGACGGCCGACAGGAAUCCCGUCAUCGGUCUGCUAGGCGGUGGGCAACUUGGGCGCAUGUUAUGUGAAGCGGCCAAUCCACUCGGCAUCGACAUCGCCAUUCUCGACGAGGAAAAUUCCCCCGCCAAGCAGGCGCACAAUACCAACCGCCAUGUUGUCGGCUCGUUCAAGGACCCCGCUCGCAUCCGGGAGCUGGCUGCCCAAUCCGACUUUCUGUCAGUCGAAAUUGAGCAUGUCGAGACCGAGGUGCUCGAGGACAUCGAGAAGAACGGCGUCGAGGUGAAGCAAGCCGACGGUACCACCAAGAUUCAUAAGCCCCCUGUCCACCCGUCAUGGAAGACGAUCCGCCUCAUCCAGGACAAGUACCUCCAAAAAGAGCACUUCCGUACGAGUGACAAGAACAUCCCCAUCGCGGAGCAGGUCGCGAUCGAGUCGGGGCCAGCCGCUCUCAACUCGCUCAAGAACGCUGCCGCCAAAUUCGGCCUCCCCUUCAUGCUGAAGGCACGGAAGGGCAGCUAUGAUGGGAGAGGCAACUUCAAGGUCGACAGCGAGGAAGACUUUGAAGCUGCAGUCAAGGCGCUUGGGGGGCUGAGCCUGUACGCCGAGAAAUGGGCCCCCUUUGUCAAGGAGCUGGCCGUCAUGGUCAUCAGGACGGAGGACGACGAUGGGACGCUCAAGAGUUGUGUCGCUUACCCCGCCGUGGAGACCAUCCACGAGGACAGCAUCUGCACCAAGGUUUUUAUGCCACCCCGAGAUGUUUCGGAGACCGUCUGUGAGGCUGCCCGAAAGCUGGCAACGGAGGUGAUCAGCACGCUCUGGGGCCGCGGCUCUCUAAUGGUUAACGAGGUCGCCCCCCGUCCUCACAACUCAGGCCAUUACACCAUCGAAGCAGUCCCCCAGAUGUCGCAAUACAAGGCGCAAAUACACGCUGUCCUUGACCUCCCCGUCCCCCAGAAGCUGACGCCCAGAGUCGCCUCCUCCAUUAUGCUCAACAUUCUUGGGGGGGCCACCCCCUCAGCCCAUCUCCCACUCGCCGAGCUAGCCCGGAAGACCUUCGACGACGAUAUGGACAUCCACCUACACCUCUACAACAAAGCCUCCAAGCCCGGCCGUAAGAUCGGCCACAUCACCCUCACCAGCACCACACUCUCCAUCCACGACCUCGAAACCAAAGCAAAACCCCUGACCGACCUAGUCAACCAAAUCCGCCACGACCGCCUCACCGCCUCCGCCGAAACCCUCCGGCCCACAACCACCACCACCACCACCACCACCACCACCACCCCACAACCCACCCCCUCAACCACUCCCGCCCCCCUCGUUCUCAUCACCAUGGGUUCCGACUCCGACCUUCCCGUACUCAGCGCGGGGCUAGCCAUCCUCCGCGAGUUUGAUGUGCCGUAUGCGGUGGACAUCACGUCGGCGCACCGCACGGCGCGGUACAUGAUGGAGGUGGCGGCGGCAGCGGCGGGCCGCGGCGUGCGCGUCGUCAUCGCGGCGGCCGGGGGCGCGGCCCACCUGCCGGGCAUGUUCGCGUCCGAGACGCCGUUGCCGGUGAUUGGGGUGCCCGUGAAGGCGACGCAUUUGGAUGGGAUGGAUAGUUUGUUGAGUAUUGUGCAGAUGCCGAGAGGCGUGCCGACUGCUACGGUGGGGAUCAACAACUCGACCAACGCCGCGCUGCUGGCCAUCCGGAUCCUGGGAUCGUCCAUGCCCGAGUACCAGGAGAAGAUGAAACGGUACCAGGCCAACAUGGAGGAGCAGGUCAUUGAGAAGGGGAAUAAGCUGAGGGAGAUCGGUGAUGUGGAGUACCUUGCUGCGAAGGGUAAAUGA
Chaetomium globosum CBS 148.51 is the source of this 1830-nucleotide messenger RNA. RefSeq lists its product as uncharacterized. Gene Ontology annotation, biological process: 'de novo' IMP biosynthetic process. The transcript is spliced from 3 exons. The coding region runs from base 1 to 1830 and encodes 609 amino acids. Gene Ontology annotation, molecular function: metal ion binding; phosphoribosylaminoimidazole carboxylase activity; ATP binding. The record is from RefSeq and is a predicted model, not a curated record. NCBI's taxonomy places the organism in Eukaryota, Fungi, Ascomycota, Sordariomycetes, Sordariales, Chaetomiaceae.